Molecule: messenger RNA, 945 nt
Organism: Pelobates fuscus (common spadefoot toad)
Lineage: Eukaryota; Metazoa; Chordata; Amphibia; Anura; Pelobatidae
Product: olfactory receptor 5G26-like
Exons: 1
Coding region: 1-945 (314 amino acids)
Biological process (GO): G protein-coupled receptor signaling pathway
Cellular component (GO): membrane
Molecular function (GO): G protein-coupled receptor activity; olfactory receptor activity
Source: RefSeq, a predicted model, not a curated record
AUGCAUCACGAAAAUCAUACAGUGAUUUUGGAUUUUUUUCUCUUGGGAUUCCAGAAUCUUCGCUUAUUUAGGAUUCCAUUCUUCAUCCUUCUUUUUUCAAUAUACAUUAUAACAAUAACUGGCAACUUAUUCAUUGUUCUAUUAGUGUCACUCAGUCACACCCUCCAUACUCCCAUGUAUUUCUUCCUCGGACAAUUGUCAUUAUGUGAUACAUUGUUAUCUAUGAGUGUAGUGCCCAAUAUGUUGGAUGUUAUAUUAAAGGAAGGUAAAACAAUAUCUCUGCUUGGCUGUGUCACCCAGUUACAGAUGUUUGGCUGGUGUUGUAUUGCUGAAUGUUAUAUACUUACUGUGAUGUCCUGUGACCGAUACUUGGCCAUCUGUAAGCCACUUCAUUACUCUUCCAUUAUGGACUUUAAGAUGUGUCUCUAUCUUGUUAUGUUGUCCUGGUCUCUUGGCUUUCUUUUCUCCAUAAUUACUUGUGUUUUAAUUUAUGAAUUGGAAUUCUGUAAUCACAAUAUAAUUGAUCAUUUCUUCUGUGAUUUUCUUCCAAUUGUAGAUCUUUCAUGCUCAGACACUUCUGUUGUUGACUUGGAGGUCUUUAUGGUCACUCCAUUUAUACUACUAUUUCCAUUUGUAUUUGUCAUUGUCACAUAUAUCUACAUAUUCUUAACUAUCCUUGGGAUAUCCUCCAUUACGGGGAGACAGAAAGCCUUCUCCACCUGCAGCUCACAUUUAACUGUUGUGUGUUUAUAUUAUGGAACACUAAUUAGUAUAUAUUUGAGCCCGUCCAAAGGAUACUCACUCAAUAUCAAUAAGAUCACAUCUCUGUUUUACACUAUGGUUACCCCAUUGUUUAACCCUGUUAUUUAUAGUGUGAGAAAUCAGGACAUCAGAAAAGAAUUGAAUGUUCUCAUUAGAGAAAAAGAACAUGGCUGUUUCUACUAA